AAUGAUGCACCCUGUUGCCAGCAGCAAUACAGCUUUCUGUGGGACCGGCAAGAGUUCUUGCCUUAACGAAGACAACGUGAGAUCUGCCGAUCAGUUUGACUUGUACGCCACGCAGCAAAGCAAAUACAGCCACGCCGUGAGCCACAAACCCAUCGCGUGCCAGAGACAAGAUGCGCUGAACGAAUCGCACUUGCAGACCACGAGUGGCAGGAGUAUAGAGACAAAAGAUGAACUAAAGAAAAAGAAAAACCUCAACCGAUCUGGGAAACGUGGAAGGCCGUCAGGGACCACAAAAUCAGCAGGGUACCGAACCAGCACAGGUCGACCCCUGGGGACCACCAAAGCAGCUGGAUUUAAGACAAGUCCAGGCAGACCCUUGGGUACAACUAAAGCGGCAGGAUACAAAGUCAGCCCAGGCAGACCUCCAGGAAAAAAGCAGCAAGCCUUCAGGUGUUCCAGUGAUGCCUAACACAUAUUGAGCUGGACUUUGGGCUGUACUUUACAAUAGGUGGGUUGAAUUGUGUUGGGGAACUGUGUAUGCACUGGCAGCUGAGACAAUGAACCUCACCUAUGCUGGAUGGCUCCUUAGUCGGUAGAUGAACUAAUGGCAGCUAAACUGCUACUAAAAGGUAGUUUCUCCGUGCCGAAGCUCUGAAAUCCAGUCACACCUUCUGUUCCUCAACAAACUCGCCAGUCGGAAAUUUAGCAGUCUCUCUCAGAAGGAUGUAACUUCUGACCUACAAAAUGCUAACGUGAGUUCAUUCACCCUCAGGAUCUGUGUUGUAGUGGCCGUGUUUAAUCAGAUGAUUUUUCAGCCACAGACUGCUUGGAGUCCUCUCCUGAACCCCGCUGGGAAAGCAGUCCCCUUCCGCCGAAGGGAGGGGCUGCAGGAGGGUCGCACCUCACCGGCCAGGACCGUGUUGCAUGUCACCACUGUACCUUGGAGAAACUCCACUGCUUACCUCCUCCUGGUUUUGCUCCUGGUCCGUUCCUCACUUGUGCAUCUGCCCAGUGGUGCUGCGCUGUGCGUCAGGAGGCGAUGCAGAUGUCUUGCUGUUCUGCUAGUAUAAUGGGUUUGAUGAAAUAAUGAAAUCAUCUGAGCAAUUUCUGUUCAUUACAGUGUUGAUUAAUUCUAUCGGAUGGAAUGUAAUC
Leptosomus discolor (cuckoo roller) is the source of this 1152-nucleotide messenger RNA. The record is from RefSeq and is a predicted model, not a curated record. NCBI's taxonomy places the organism in Eukaryota, Metazoa, Chordata, Aves, Leptosomiformes, Leptosomidae.